AUGGCAUCAGCAGAAGACCCCGUUCGAACAUUCAAGCGCAUCGGCCUCGUCGGCGCCGGAAAUAUGGGCUCGAUGAUGACCUUUGCCUUCUCCGAGCUCGGCCUCGACGUUUCUGUAUGGGAUGUAAGUAGGGAGAAUGUCGAUUCGGUAAUGAAGUUCGCCCACGGCGCCAAACAUCUCAAAGGUAAAAUCCGAGGAUUUUAUGAUAUUAAUGAGUUUGUCAAAAGUCUGGACGGAGCCGAGCGAAAGUUGUUUAUGUUCUCCAUCACACAUGGCCACCCGGCGGACUCAGUAUUGCAGAUGAUCAAACCUGAUCUGAAAGCCGGCGAUAUCAUCCUUGACGGGGGAAAUGAAAACUACCGACGGACAGAAAGAAGACAGAAGGAAUGCGCGGAGAUUGGAGUAAGCUGGAUUGGAAUGGGGGUUUCUGGAGGCUACCAGUCCGCACGACAUGGGCCCAGCCUGUCGCCUGGUGGAGAUGCGGAAACACUGAAGCUCGUUCUCCCUUUGCUAGAGCUUUAUUCCGCCAAAGACCCCAAGACAGGAAAGCCAUGCGUCACACGAGUCGGCCCAGGUGGCUCAGGACACUAUGUGAAGAUGGUCCACAACGGCAUCGAGGGAGGCAUGCUCUCAACACUUGCUGAGGCGUGGUCCAUGCUACAUCACGGAUUGGGCCUCAACUAUGACGAGAUUGGCGACAUUUUCGCCAAAUGGAACCAAGACGGCGAGCUUAAGAAUAACUUCCUCCUUAAGAUCGGUGCGAAUAUUCUGCACCGGAAGAGAACCCCUCAAGGCGACUAUCAUGGCGAAGGAGCCAAUAGAGAUGGCGGCUAUGUUUUGGAUGAUGUUCUCGACAAGGUGGUGCAGGAUGACGACGGUACCGAAGGAACACCGUUCUGGUCGAUCAUCGACACCGCUGAACGCCAUGUUUCAGCCCCUACCCUUGCAGCGGCUCAUUAUCUGCGCGUUGCAAGUGGAAACCGUGCGGAAAGAGUGCGAGUUGCAAAGAAACUUCACAUGCCGAGCCCCAAACCCAUUGAGACCAUCAAAGAUCGCAGCGCGUGCAUCGACAAUCUGCGACGAGCAGUUUACUGCUCCUUCCUAGCCUCGUUUUGUCAAGGACUAGAACUGAUCGCUCGAGCUUCCGAGGACGAAGGAUGGGACAUUGAUCUUGGUAGAUGCCUUCAGAUUUGGCGCGGAGGUUGCAUUGUGCAGUCCGAAGCCAUCGCAGAUCUUCUCCAGCCUUGCCUGACAUCCAACAAGCGACUAACAAACAUGAAGUUUGUGGACGAAGUCGCUCGGGAAUUGCACAAGAACUUUGACCCUUUGAAGGAGAUCGUCACUGAAGGGAUCAUAUCCGACCAGUACAUGCCGGCGAUGUCCGCUACGUUAGAAUACUUGAAGUAUGAAGGAGGAACAAUGCUUCCAACCAAGUUCAUGGAGGCUCAGAUGGACUACUUCGGAGCGCAUGCGUACCACAAGCCCAAUAUUCCGGGCGAAGAUCCUGGUCUGGUGAAGAAGGGACCUCAUCAUUACGAGUGGUGCCCGGCUUGA
Messenger RNA from Aspergillus clavatus NRRL 1, 1554 nucleotides. Its product is annotated as 6-phosphogluconate dehydrogenase, decarboxylating. NCBI's taxonomy places the organism in Eukaryota, Fungi, Ascomycota, Eurotiomycetes, Eurotiales, Aspergillaceae. Bases 1 to 1554 code for a protein of 517 amino acids. Gene Ontology annotation, biological process: pentose-phosphate shunt; pentose-phosphate shunt, oxidative branch. The transcript has a single exon. The record is from RefSeq and is a predicted model, not a curated record. Gene Ontology annotation, cellular component: cytosol. Gene Ontology annotation, molecular function: NADP binding; phosphogluconate dehydrogenase (decarboxylating) activity.